AUGUUAUCCCGGGACAAAGCGACUCCGCGCCGGCCUCCGCGGCCGCUGCUGUGGUGGUGCGUCGGUUUGGGCUGCCUGCUGCUCCGGUGCGGAGCGGAAAGCGACCGCAGCAGCAGCAGCAGCAGCAGCAGCAGCCCGUGGUACCAGGACCUCUGCAGUUAUAAAUGGGAGGCUGUAGACCAGGACAGCAAAAUGAAAUACACCAUGAAGCUCUGCGAGUCUUCACCAGCCACCAGCUGUGGGUCUAAUGUUGCGGUGUGCGCUCAGAGCCUCAGCGGCGGAGACGGGCGGUCAGUCGGUGAGCUGUCUCCGCAGAGCCUCUCCGGCACCGUGCUCAACUACAACGCCACACAGAUAUGCCCCGAGGGCAACAACCCCGUUCAGACCAGCAUCAGCUUCCAGUGCGGGAAAACUAUGGGAACGCCGGAGUUUGUGGCUCAGUCUCAGUGCGUGCAUUACUUCGAGUGGAAGACCUACGCAGCCUGCAAGAAGAACAAAUUCAAACCACACAAAGAGGUGCCCUGCUUCGUGUUUGACUCUGACGGCAAGAAGCACGACUUGAACCCUCUGAUCAAAGUGAGCGAUGGGUAUCUGGUGGACGACGGUGACGACAGCCUGGACUUUUACAUCAACAUCUGCCGAAGCCUCAACUUUAAAUCGUGUCCAGAGGACUCUGCAGCCUGCCUCAUCACCAAACAGGGCACCUUCAGCAUGGGCGCUCCUACCCGGCCGCUGGAGGCAGUGUCCAGUGACAGUUUGAGUUUGCUGUAUGAAUUAAGCGCUGACUCGACACCUCCAGAGAGAUGCGGAGAACACCGGCCGGCCGUCAACAUCACUUUCAUCUGUCCGUCCAGCAGGCAUUCAGGCAGCAUCCCUAAGAUGGUAGCGGAGUCAAACUGUCGGUACGAGGUGGAGUGGGUGACUGAAUACGCCUGCCACAGAGACUACCUGGAGAGUCACACCUGCAAGCUGACCAGCGAACAGCACGACAUCUCCAUCGACCUCACACCGCUCACUCUGAGCUCUACAGAUCCUCCCUACUUUUUCCAGCCUCCGUCCGGUGACGACCCAGAGAGCUACAUGUAUUACCUGAACGUGUGCGGAAAGAUCCCCACCGCGGAAUGUGGCAACGACACUUUCAUCUCGUCCUGCCAGGUCAAGAAGUCCGGAAGCGCGAAAAAAGUGGCCGGAAGAUUUCACAACCAGACUUUAAGGUAUUCAGAUGGAGACCUCAGUCUGAUCUAUCCUGACGGAGAUAAAUGCUCCUCCGGCUUCCAGAGGAUGACCAUCAUCAACUUCCAGUGCAACAAGACGGCGUCCAACAAAGGCCGAGGGACUCCAGUUUUUGCCGGCGAGGCUGAUUGCACGUAUUACUUCAACUGGGAGACGGCGUUCGCGUGUGUCAAGGAGAAGGAGGAUCUGCUGUGUCGGGUCAGCGACGGCGCCAAGCACUUCGACCUCUCACGCCUCUCCAAGUAUCCCGAGUCGAAUGACAGCGAGAACUGGGAGGCGGUGGACGGUCGAGCAACUAAAUCGGACAUGCGCUACUACCUGAACGUCUGCCACAAGGUGCUGAAGAGAGGAGGAGCCGCCAACUGCCCAGAGGACGCUUCCUUCUGCGCUGUGGAUAAGAAUAAUAUGACCGUCAGCCUGGGCAGCUUCCUCUCUCCUCCCCAGCUGACUAAACAAGGGGACGACAUUCGGCUGAUGUAUACCGAUGGGGAGACUUGUGGACACGGGAAGACGAGGACCCAAACCAUACUGACCCUUAAAUGCAAACCGGGACAUCUUGAGAGCCCUCCCAUGCUUCGCAGCGUUUCCUUUGAUAAAUGCGUUUAUGAGCUGGAGUGGUACACCGCCGCUGCCUGCGUCCUGUCAAAGACACAAGGAGACGACUGCAAGGUGGAGGACCCCCAGGCUGGUUUCUCCUUCGACCUGUCGCCUCUCACCAAAUCUAACGGCAGCUUCUACAAUGUGACCAGCGGCGGCUACAACUACUACAUCAACGUCUGCGGCCCGGUCAACGCUCCCCCGUGUCCAGGGACGGCCGGAGCGUGCCAAGUGAAACACAGCUCUUGGAGUCUCGGGCAUGCGAGCUCCCAUCUGUCCUACUACGACGGCCUGAUCCAGCUGACCUACAGCAACGGCUCCCAGUACAACGACGCAAAGCACACCCUCAGAUCCACCCUCAUCUCCUUCCUCUGCGACCCAGAGGCUGGACCAGGAAGCCCAGAAUUUCAAGUGGAAGAUAACUACACGUAUAACUUCCGCUGGUACACGUCCUACGCCUGUCCCCAAAGGCCUUAUGAGUGUCUGGUGACGGAUCCCAACACUCUUGAACAAUAUGACCUCUCCAGCUUGUCGCGGUCCACCUCAGCUAAAAACUGGCCGGUGAUGGAUUUGACCGACAGCUUGAACCGGAAGAAGUACUACAUCAACAUUUGUCGGCCCCUGGUCCCCGUGCCAGGAUGUGACCGCGAUGCAUCGGUCUGCCAGAUGACGUACAUAACCCAGCAGGGCUCUCCAAAGGAGGUGGUGUCCGUCAGUAACAUGGGGAAGUCCAAGAGAGGUCCGACCAUUGAGGGACGGGACCGGCUGCUGCUGGAGUUCACAGACGGUUCUGUCUGCAUGUCGGACGGCCAGAAACUCUCCUACACCACCAUCAUCCACCUGGUCUGCUCCAGAGGCUCCACUGCCACCGGGCCCCAGUUCGAACUGUACCAGAACUGCACCGCCAUCUUUAAGUGGGAGACUAAAGCCGCCUGCGCCAUCCAGACCGUGGAGAGCGACACUUGUGCGAUCGUGGAUCCCGUCUCUGGUUUCAAGUACAACCUUCAGCAUUUGGCCUCCAAGGAAGGAUACAAGACGUCUGGCAACGGCAAAAACUUCACGCUGAACAUCUGUGAUGACGCGCCAGGAUGCGGGAAGGGGAUGGGCGGCUGCGAGCUGGAGAACGGGCGACCGACCAGCGCCGUGGGGGUGAAGAAGACGCUGACGUACUCCGACGGUCUGCUACAGCUGACAUAUAAGGGACAGCUGGAUGGGCCAACAGCAACCAGAGACACCUUCACCAUUAAUUUUGUGUGCGACCCAAACUCCCACCCGGGCUCUUUAAAGCUGCUGCGAGAAGACCUGAGUACUCUGUCCAGCCACGUGGCGCACGACGUCCUGUUUGAGUUCUCCACCGCCCUGGCCUGCGUCCCCGCUCCGGUCGACUGCACGAUCGCUGAUUCUCGGGGAAAUGAGUAUGAUCUGACGCACCUGACCCGGGAUGAAGACGACAGUCCUUGGAUCCCCAUAGACACAGAUGCUGCGACGUCACGCAAAUUCUACAUAAACGUCUGCAAGCCGCUCCCAAGUCAGGACGAUUGUCCAGUGGGUCCUCUCGGAGCGUGCGCUGUGAUUGGUGGGAAAGGCGUCAACCUGGGAUACAUGCAGUCCAGCCCGCAGGUGGCGGAGGACGGCUCCAUCAGCGUCGUGUACCAGAACGGAGACAAGUGCGGCGAAUCGUCCGCGUACUCGACGCGCAUCGUGCUGGAGUGUGACGACAGCCCGGGCUCCCCCGUGUUUGACCGCCAAGAUGGCUGUGAAUACGUCUUCGUCUGGAGGACCUCAGAGGCCUGUCCUGUCAGGAAGGUUAUAGGCAACGACUGCCGAGUUCGUGACCCCAAGACUGGCUAUGAGUUCGACUUCAGCUCUCUGAAGGACAGAGAUUUUGCCAUCCGUAGCGACAAGUACACCUACCACCUGUCGGUGUGCAGCGCGCUGCAGAAAGACGUCUGCAGCCACGGAGAGGCCGGGUCCGUGUCGUCCUGCCAGGUGGCUGGAAACACUCACAAGAUCGCCGGACUGUCCAACCAGAAUCUGAGUUUCGUCGGGGAUCAGAUACAACUCAACUACACCCAGGGAGAGACCUGCCAUAAGGUCUACCAAAGAUCCACACUCAUCAGCUUCUCCUGCCGCCCUGACAAACAUCCGGGAGUUCCAGAGUUCGUUAAUGAGAGUCCAGAAUGCACCUACCUGUUCAACUGGCCCACUGCGCUGGCCUGCAUCCCAGUCAAAACCACCAGCUGCUCCUACAACGACGGUCAGGGCCACUCCUACGAUCUCUCCCCUCUGGCGUUGGUCUCCCAGAACUGGGAGGUGGAGUCCCCGACUCAAAGCGUGCGGAAAAGGUUUUACAUAAACGUCUGCAGGUCAUUGGUGCAGCAGGGAGGCUCCUGGAAAUGUCCGUCCAGCGCAGCGUCCUGCCUGAAGGACGGGGAGGAAUACGUGAGUCUGGGGCAGCUGACGUCCGGCCCUAAGAUGGAAGGAGGCGUCCUGAAGCUGGAGUACACCAGCGGCCAUCCCUGCCCACACGGGAGGCUCAACCGCAGCAGCAUCAUCCGCCUCAUGUGUGACAAAGAUAAAGUGGACUCCAGGCCCACUCUGAUCUCUGAGAUAGAGGACUGCGUCUACACCUUCCUGUGGUUAACAGCUGCCGCCUGCCCUCUGAACACCAGCCAGCACGACGGCUGCACAGUCACCAACCCCGCUACAGGCCACUUGUUUGACCUGAACCCUUUGAGAAAAGCUGAAGAUUACGUCAGCUACGACCACAACAACCGGCAGAAGAUGUUUCGCUUGAACAUCUGUGGAGAAGUGACGAACUCUGGCUGCAGUCCGGGAACCGCUGUAUGUAUUAAGGACAGAAAUACCGCCAUCAGCGGCGGGCAAGUGAGCAAGAAGCUGUCGUACAGGGAUGGCGUGUUGGAGCUAACCUACGAAGGGGGAAGUCCCUGCUCCGCAAACCCCAGCCUCAAACACAAGACCAUCAUCAACUUUAUCUGCAGGCCUUCUCACAUGAGCUCCGCCCCUGAGGAGCCGGUCCUCAUCGAGUCAAACGCUGAAACGUGCACGCACCGCUUCUCCGUGCACACGCCGCUGGUCUGCGAACAAGCCGUAACCUGUUCUGUCCAGAAUGGCUCGGCUCUAAUAGACCUCACUCCUCUCAUUCAUGGCACCGGGUACUACAGAGCAACAGACACUGCCGUGGGUCAAGCCAAUGAAUCUCCAGACUUUUACAUCAACGUCUGUGAGCCUUUGAACCCCAUCCCUAAUGUCACCUGUCCUCCUGGAGCGGCCGUCUGUAUGAACCCUAAUAAAGGAGCGCCUGUGGAUAUUGGCCGGACCACCACUGGCCCCAAGAUCAACAAAUUUACAGGUGAAGUGUCCAUCACCUACCAAAGCUCCACCCCAUGUGCAUUCGACCGUCAGCAGACGUACAGCUCAACCAUCAUCUUCACCUGCAAGAAAGGCCUGGGGCUGGGUUCUCCUGAGAUGGUGAGGCAGCAGGAUUGUCUCUACAUCUUUGAGUGGGAGACUCCCAUCGUCUGCCCAGAUUCAACUCAAACCAGCGGCUGCCAGCUCAAAGACUCACAGCUGGAUUUCACGUUUGACCUGAAGCCGCUCUCUGGUGAAGUCCAGGUGAAGAACAGCUCGGGAACGUAUCACAUCAACGUGUGCGGCGCAGUGGCCGAGAAGGACUGUAAGCAGAGCGCCGUUUGCCUGAUGCGGGAUUCUGGUUCUGCGUCGUCGUACGGCAUCAGCAAAGCCAUGACGAUGGACUUCAAACAUGACGAGCAGGCGGUGCUGAUGCAGUACGGAGGAGGAGACCCAUGCCCACUGACCGUCACGAACGAGACGUGUGUGUUCCCCUUCACCUUUAUGGGCAAGCAGUACAACGAAUGCACCAAAGACGGCAGGACGGAGGGGAGGAAGUGGUGCGCCACAACCUCCAACUACGACAAGGACCAGAAGUGGGGAUUCUGCAACGAAGUUCCAGCUUCUGCGAAGCGACAGUCCUCCAUCCUCUUCAGGUGCGACCACGGCGCCGGCCACGGCACGCCGGAGCUGCUGUCUGAGACGGCGGGCUGUUCGGCCAUGUUCCAGUGGCGCACCAGCGUCGCUUGUCCUCCGCAGAAGAUGGAGUGCAAACUGGUGUGGCAGCAUAACACCUUCGAUCUCCGAUCCCUUUCAUCGCUCACUGAACCGUGGAAGUUCAGCAGCCACGGAUAUUCGUACUUCAUCAACCUGUGUCAGGGCAUCCACGGCGGGCUCCUCAGCUGCCCACAGGGGGCAGCGGUGUGCCGACGCUCCGCAGACGGAGAGACUCGGACCCUGGGCUGGGUUUACACGCAGAAAAUGAGCCACGCCGAUGGGAAGAUCGUUGUCAGCUAUUCAGAGGGAGACGCCGUCUGUGGAAACGGCUUGAAGGCCAGAACGGUGAUCCAGCUGAGCUGCGGCUCCACUGUGGGUCACCCUUCACUCCUCAGGGUCGACACGGCGUCCUGUGAGUUCCUCGUUGCCUGGGAGACUCGCUCCGCUUGUGCCGCCAAGCCGCAGGAGUUGCAGAUGGUGAACGGGACGGUGAAGGUCCCAGACACCGGAGCCAGCCUCAACCUGGGAGAGCUCUAUUCCAGCCCACACGAGGCAUACGGUGACAUCCGGGACAACGGCGACCGUUACAUCUACCACAUCCAGCUGUCCGGCAUCACCAACGCCUCUCUGCCAAACUGCCUUGGUGCGAACAUCUGCCAGGUGAAGGUGAACGCGACCUACAGACGGAAGAUUGGCUCCCCUGACAAAGCCAAGUACUACAUUACAGGAGGAAACCUGGAGGUGAUGGUUCCCUCGGAGUCGGAGUGCGGCCGCCAGAGGCCCAAAAACGUCUAUUCCACCAUCAUGUUCCACUGCAGCCCCUCCGCAGGCGUCGGCAUCCCCGAGUUCAUGAUGGAGACGGACGGAUGCCAGUACCUGUUUGUGUGGCACAGCCAAGCCGUGUGCGGCCUGACAGCCGUCGACCGGCAGGCGACGGACGGCGACCAGCCAGCUUUGUCCCGCCGGGACCAGGCGGGGGGAAUAAUUCUGGUCCUCCUGUUGCUGGUUCUGCUCGUCUGUCUGCUGGGAUUCAUCCUGCACAAAAGAGAGCGCCGGGAGCUGGUGAUGCAGAAGGUGGCCGGCUGCUGCAAGAGAGGAAACCAAGUCUCCUAUAAAUAUUCAAAGGUCAAGACGGACGAAGGCGGCGAGGAGGAGAUGGAGUGGCUGAUGGAGGAGCUGGAAGCCCCGCUGUCCUCCUCCUCCUCCUCCUCCUCCUCCCACCGCGGCGGCAGGUCUAACCACAGCAACGGCCACAUCAGGACCAAGCCGGUGAACACGGAGGGCCUGCGCUCCUUCUCUCUGGACGAGCAGGACGACGACAGCGAGGACGAGGUGCUGAGCGUCCCGGGGGUCCGGGUGCUCAAACCGUCGGGGGUGUCCAGGAAGCAACGCGGCGCCUUCCUGCAGGAGGAGAGCGACGAAGACCUGGUGGGCCUGUUGGAUGAGUGUGAGAGGGCGAGGAAGAGCAGCAGACCCCGGCCGUCAGCGAGCAACCCCAGCAGGAGCAGCCGGAAACGGGACGACGAGGACGACAGCGACGAAGACCUCCUCAGGGUGUGACGUCCUUCGUCCCUCCACCCUGCUGAACUCUUCUCUCAGUGAAUGUCUCCAAGACGGCAGCGACAAAACCAACAGAUUUCUCUUUUUCAGGGGGGGGGUGGGGGGGUUAUUUUUGUCGUGCUGCGCCUUUUCCUCGGCCCAUUCGGACUCAGGCUGCUGACAAUGAUUUUAAUUUAUUGAAGGGUUUGUUAUUUAAACCGUAUCCUGUUUUCUCAGAUUGUCUCUAAUCGUUCCAACCAUGAAUGCACACGAUCCUCCGUCAGAAAAUCAAAACACAACUGUUAAUCCUCUCCUUUCUCCCCCCCCCUUCCCCCUCCAGUUAUAAAUGAAGGCGUGCCAUUGCUUUUGCACUUUGAUUGAAUCGGUGCAACAUAGCCGGCUGCAGGAAUGUCUGCCGUUCCUUUUGGGAACGUCGUUGGGAAUCUGGUGAACUGUGAAGCUGAGGAGCAUUUAGGCGUCGGCAGUAAUUAAGGGAACGAAGACACUGUUUACAGCUGCAGUUAGAGCAGCUUUUUCUUUUUCCUUUCUCUUUAAAAAAGAAAGUUUGAUGCCUUCCUGUGAAUCUUGUCCAGCUGCAGAUUUUUGUUUUUCUAUAUGAAUGAUCAUGUUAACGAAAUGGGAUUUUUUUUUUUCUUCUUGUUUCUCGUUCUCUUUGGUGUAUCGCGCAAAUGUUUGUUUUAUGAUUAUUUAAGUGAUUUCCUGUAGCCUCUGUGUGUUUUAAAUAGAAAUGGCCUUAACUGGGAAUAGAUGGUCGACUGAAGGGAACCUGGAGAUUGGGAGCCAUAUUUCUGCAGCCACUUAUGUUUUUUCCUGCUCUUGUAUAUUAUAGAGUCAGCUUUGGUUUGCAGGCCUUAACUACUGAUUUUUAUUUUUUUAUUUAGUUCACCCUUGGCCAAAAAUUAUACGAUUUAAACUUGCAUCAGUAUUUGUAUAGUUUAUGCCACAAAUAACAGCGAUUAAAAACAAUCUACAGUGUUCUUUACACCGUGUUUAGGCUACAUCACAGAAACUCACAUGUUAGUAGCACCAGGAUUUAAAAUGGCUUAAAAGUGCCUGAGAUAUUUCCUUAAAUGUCCUCGGCUUUUGUCAAAAUACAGAUUUGAGAAAAGUGCCGAGCCCCACGCAGCGAAGAAAUUUAAAUUAACGUGACUAGAAAGAAGGGAAAACUGCAAUUCAACCAUGAUUUGUCGUUAUUUUACAAAUCUAGCUUAAUUUCUUUAAAAAGUCGAAGAUGAAAUAUAAACAGCAAUUCAGCAGAUCUUAUAUUAUUGCUCAUAAACGCUAAAAAAUUAUGAGACAAGGUCAGUGGGGUGUAGCAGUACGUAUAAAUCAGAGUUUAGAGCGUGUGUGUUAGGCAUUAAAAUAGGGUCCCAGGCACAAAGUCGGAAAAGGAAAACCUUUGUGGAUCUGAAGGUGGGAGGCAGAACCAGCAGUUUAGUCUGAAAAUAACAACAAAAAUAAUUAUUUCCCCUCAACUUCCUUCAGAAUGGGAGGAGAUACAGAACGUUGCUGCUCAUCAAAAGCUCACUGACACCACUGUACAUGAAUUAUAUGACAAUAUGGCCUGCCAUAGCUUACAAACACCUGUUUACCCACUGCUUAGUGAAAACAAGAUCCCGUCCUUGCAUUGCUUUGGUGUGGAGAGCUUUACGUUGUCUUCCAUUUUUUUUAUUUAAUUUAUUCCGGUUCUCUUAAGUUUUACUCUUUCUGAGUGAGUCCAUGUGCUGCUACACCCCCAUGAAGGACCAGCCAUGGAUCUAUUGCCCCUGAAAAAUUAGUCUCCCAGAAACGUUGGUAGAUGCUUCUUAGCCAGAAAGGUAAAUGCCGACGUUCAGAUCUGUCAUUAGCUGCGUUUCUCAGCCUGAAUGCCUCCAAGCUGACUGGAACAAGUUAUGGAAUGUGACAAAAGCAUAUUUUAAGUACAAUUUAUAAGAGAUUUUAUCAGCUUGAGAUGUUUUCAGUGUUUAGAGGAUCCCAGGUCGUCUCUUUCUGCAGGAAACCAUCACCCGCCAGGGGGGGGGGAUUCGUAAAAACACCCCAACAUAUUUUUUUACAGUCUGACAGUAUUUUUAUGGCAUUGUGCUAAAACAAUUAGGUUUAAUAGUAAACAGCGGCCAGAUCUCUUGUCUGCGUCGUUAAGAUCACAAACAUCUGGGAUUAAAGAUUAAAUAUCGUGGCCGUCCUUCAUGUCUUCAGAUUACUUAUCAGAGGUUUGGGAGAUGUGGACUUAUAUCAACGCGGAGUUCUGCCACAGCGACUUCUUUCUAAUGUAGCUUCUGGGUUUUUUAAGGAUGAAAAUCGGUUGUUGAUGAGCUCCAGAGCCCAUCUGAAGGCGCUUUGAGCUGUUCUGGGAACUUUGUGACUGCCUUCUGAGGACGAGGAGACGAGGAGACGUGUCCGUCUCCGUCCGGCUUCCUGUUGCACCAAAGUCCGUCUGGGUCUUCUGCAUGGUACUGUUCUGAGGCGUCUCUGUCCUAAAUGUGUUGCUGAACUCUCUCUUUAUCGUCGGUUUAACUCUAGAGGUAGAAAAAGCUGACUUUGGGGGGGGGGGGCGGAAGAAAUCAGAACGUUUGGUACUGUGGGGGAGUUCGUGUUUGAGUUCUUCUAAAUUAUGUUGUCUGUAUGCGGCUUUUUUCCCAGUUUUCUUAUUUAAAGACAAACUUGAUGUAAAGAUUGAUGCAUUAUUUGAAUAAAUAAGAGAUCUCCACUCUA
Fundulus heteroclitus (mummichog) is the source of this 10191-nucleotide messenger RNA. It is a transcript of the gene igf2r, whose product is annotated as insulin-like growth factor 2 receptor. The record is from RefSeq and is a predicted model, not a curated record. The transcript is spliced from 51 exons. NCBI's taxonomy places the organism in Eukaryota, Metazoa, Chordata, Actinopteri, Cyprinodontiformes, Fundulidae. Gene Ontology annotation, molecular function: D-mannose binding; signaling receptor activity; insulin-like growth factor binding. Gene Ontology annotation, cellular component: trans-Golgi network; plasma membrane; late endosome. Bases 1 to 7479 code for a protein of 2492 amino acids. Gene Ontology annotation, biological process: lysosomal transport.